AUGCAAGCGGGCGGCACCCCGCUACUGGCGCCUUCCACAUCCGAAGGGGUAGCUGUGCAUGUGAGCCGCCUUACCAUGGAGCCACCUGCGCCCACCGGUGAAGCAGGCCCCUGUGCUGCCUCAAAGGACCAAUCUGCAGGGGAGGCGGUGGACCCUAUCACGACUGCGCCCUCGAUCUCGAUCCCGAUCCCAACCCGAGAGUCGCCCCCCGUUGCCCUCGAACUCCAAAGGGCUGACAGCCCCCCACACGUGUCCAUAGCUUCCCUGCCGAAACAUUGUGAAGCGCCUUGCAACGCAGCGAGGGGGGGACGGCUGCUGCCAGGUCGUCGCAGGAUUUUGAGAGCUGCAGCGAAGCAGCUUGCUGCUGUUGAGCUGCUACGAGAGCAGCUGGAUGUGUCGGCUGUGGACAUCGACACCCACUGCAUGCCGCCUCCCACUGCAGGACACAGCUGCAGCCCUCCACAGCAGCAGCAGCAAGGUCAAACCUCGGAACCACUACCUCCCAGCUCCCAGGGCAGACACCUCGAACUUCUACGGCUACACGCGCUGCUGCAGGCCGCUGUUGGCGCAGAGCAAGACCUUGUAGUUGUGGGGCUCCAUCAAGUGGCGACCCAGCACAGACACGCUUGGGCUGCAUGUGUUGCAGCUGCAUUUGCUGCUGCUGAGGGCACAGCGGCGCGAGCGUUGGAACGGCACCUAUAUGGUGGAGAGUGUUCCUGUGUUUCUGGAGGGGGUGGUGCAGAAACAGCAGUAGCGGCAGCAGCGAGUCGGAGGAGUUCCGUAACACACUAUGAACAGAUUGUGCCGCUGGAUGCUUCUCCUCACCACAACCAGCUGCUUCUGGUGUACGUACACCCCAGCCACCUGCCUAAUAUAACUCUUUUGAGCAUAGCUAAGUCGCGCCUCGGCUCGUUUUGCUGCCGAACCCUCCAGCAUAACUACAGCCAACCCUGGGGGCUCAGCGCCGCGACACAGCGGAGGCUGCACCAGCUGCGAGAGCAGCGGAAGCAACAGCAGAAGGAACAACAGCAACAGCAGCAGCAGCGCAUGGACUUCUUCUUUAACUUCACCCACUUCCUAGGCCUAUCUGACGUAGCAGUUGGCACUCAGGCCGCACCAGCACCUCCAGUAGCAGCCGCAGCGGCAUCAGCAGCGGCAGCAGCAACGGGAGACCCAGACGCAGAGGAGACAAGAAGGCCUCACCUGUACCCAAUACAUCUCAGGGGUCUCUCGCGGCGCCAGUGGCGCCUGCAGGAACGCUUAGAACGCCAGCGGCAGCAGGACGGCAUCUGCUGCAGUCGGAGGUGUUCAGCUCUACCCGGUGGCUCCUCCAGCAUGCCCCCCAACAACAGCAGCAACACCAACAGCAGGAGUGGUUGUGGCUGUGAGUUGUUUCAGGAAGGGUUUGCAUACGGCGGAGUUGCAGCUCGAGUGCUCAUCGGUGCGACGCCCGUUGUCUUUGCCUGUGCGGAUGUCAAGUUGAAUGAGGAGGCCUUAGAGAUCUGCAACUCCGGCAGCUGCUGCACCCGCUGCCCGCAGCAGGCGCAUAACGAAGCCGGAGCCUAUAAAGAACGCACAGCUGCAGGAGGUAGCACCGGGAUGUCCUCUAAAGUGGGCGAAGCUGCUGCUCAGGAGCACAGGAGGGAGGUUGCCUGGCGGAAAAUUUUGACUAGAGCAGUACAGCGGCAGCAACUGCUCGCCAUCCUUGCUGAAGGGGGCCCGAAGGGAGACACAUGCGUGGCUGCUGCUGGUGCGGAUCGGCAGCGGCGGCUGCAGGAGCUGCAGCAACUCGACAUCAGCACGAAGGAGUCGCCAGGCUUUUUCUGCUGCCGUGUACCCCAAAGAGCAACAGGGCCGCAGCUGCUCAGUUUCCAGGAGGCAGGCAAAAUGGCGCAGUGGAGACGGCCAGCCUGGACCACGGAAUUCUUCAAGGGGGACUGUGUGGGAGCCCGUGAGGAGACCCCUGCUUGGCUCCUUGGGGGAGCCCCUUCGGGCGUACCUGGGGAGAUGCCUGGGGGGUCCUCUGAAGUUUGUGGAGGAGUUAUUGCCCGUUUUUGGGUGCGCUGGAUGUCUUGUCGGCUAGUGGUGGAGAGGGUGGACACGGAGCGGCAAGAAGGCCGCUGCCUCAGCAAACUUGUGAUCGACCCGCCACUGCUUCAACUGCCACCUGUCCGUCCUUUCGAACCUAUGGAACUCAAAAUCAGUUUGUCUAAUCCGCACGCGACGCUGCCUACUGCGUACUCCGUCUACUGCCUCUCAGACUCCGGCAAAUCCAUAGUCCCUCUAUCACAUGUUUCCUAUUGGCAUGGCGCCCUGUCCAGGAAGUGGCUGGGAGGACCACUGUGGGAGGCACAGUCUCUUCGGUCAAUGAGCAGCAGCGAGUCGGCUCUGCGACCUCCAAAGGAUCUGCAGCUGCCGCCGCAGCGACGGCAGCAGCAGUUGCUGCAGUGGGAGGCAGAGCGCCUCCAAGAGCAGACAGAAGAGAAGCGGCGGGCUUCGGGAACCCAGGUUGAUACCCCACGAGACACAAGCGGAGCUGAAUUAGCAGCAACAGCAGCUGCAGCAGAAAGUACUGAUGAAGUGCGGCAGCCGAUGCGUCUGGAGAGUGGGUUGGCUUUGUUUAAGAAAAUCCCUAUUCGGGCGCCCCGUUUAGAAGGUGCUGAAGUGAUGAAGGCACCUGAGGAACGCCUUAAAGAGAAAAGUAUAGUCCCCUCAGGGGACUCUUGUGGCUUUUCUUGCCGUUAUGAAGGACGCUGCGGAGAACCUCUUGGGUGGCUACUUGUGGAUUGGCCGCAGGGGUUUUUAAAGGGGGGAGAAACUCGCGUGCUUUCGAUGCUAUUGAAUAUUCAAGAAGGCAUUUACAGGGCACAGGAGUUAGCCUGUGGGGUGUUGGUUCUGCGUCUUGAAGACUCCCGCCAGGACUUCUUCUUCUGCCUCGCGGCAUCCCUCAUCCCGUCCUUGUUGGGAGCAGAGCUGCAGCCCCUGGCUCUCCUGGGGGACAGACCUUUGCUCCCGGAGACGCCGCCCAAGGCGGCAGCAGCAGCUCAAACGCCAGCACAACCAGCGGCAGCUGCUGAAGAACCUUCUGCUGCAGCUGCAGUAGCACCGUUGGCGCAAACGAACCAAACGGGAGCAAAAGGAGUGACGGAUGCUAAGCAGAGGGUACAAGGCAGCGAUAAGGCAUGUGGUGGAGCUGAGGUAAACUCCUCGUUGCUGCCGCUGCCCAAAGAACUCUGGUGGCUGCUCUCCCACCUGCACAGCAAGUCGCAAGCAGCAGCCACAUCAUUGGGGCCUCAGGUAAGACACACGAACAGGUAUAGGCGCAAACGGCGAGAAGAAGGCGGUGGGGAUGAGGGACAGUUUGCCGUGGGCCAGCACCAGGGGUUUGCGACAGGUAGCAGCACCAGCAACAGUAGCAGCAACAGCGAUAGCAGCAGUAGCAGCAGCGACACGAGUGACAGCAACAGCGAAUGCCAUGACGACCACUUUAGUGGGGGCCUUCCGUGCUCUAGCAAUUUUCGCGAGAAGCAGCAGCGGGGACUGUUGGGGUCUCUGAGUGGAGAAAGCCUCACGAGAGACGUUGUCAAGUUCCUUUCUGUUGCUGGAGGGGACAGCUUCACGUGGCCCUCCUUCCUUGCGGGCUCAGACACCUACAUGCAGCGCCAAACAUUAUGCUCAAAUCCCCCUACUGCUGCAGCUGUUGAUUCUGAUGACCGCCUUCCCUGCUGCCGCUACAGCAGCAACAACAGACGGAACAGUCGUAGGAGGAGGAUGAGAACUCCAACCGGUGAGAGGGAAGAGAGUGAGAGAAGUACCUUAAGUGAGACUUUCAAGCAUUGUCCUUCAUGCUGCCGGGGACCUCUGGAGCGGGAAGUGGCCUUCUUGAGGGCCUGCUUAGAGCGCGGCGUCGAAGUGCCCUCAGGGAUAUCGGUGGGAGCCGCGUUGGCGGUACGUCUGAAGCAUGUUCCGUUUUGUUUAUCUUUCCACGAUGAAAUAUACGGAGAAACACCAGCAGCAGCAGAAGAAGAACCACCAAGGAACGCCUUUAUAUCCGUUAUCUCAGCCCUCAAUGGGUUGCUGCAGGCAGCAAUGAGCUCUAAAGGACCUAACAGUUUUGCUGGGAGCACAGGUCCCAAGCCUGGGGGCCCCUAUCCAGGAGGCAGCUGUGGCACAGAAGGGGCGCCCAGUGGGGACAACCGGAGGUGCGUAGUAGCAGCAACUGCAGCAGCGGGUGCGGAGUCCUGGGACUGUACUUCAGCAAGGAAGGCGCGUGGAUAUGAGGCGAGCGAAGAAGAGGCGACCCGUGGGGCUGGUGAGAAGGGGACGAGCCCGCCUUCGGAGCCCAAUCGGUGCCCCCAUAAAGGGCCACUUCGGCGCAUUUUGUGUCUGGAAAGCGUCGGAGCUGCAGAGCUACUGCGGCAUGCGGUGCUGCUGUGGGCGGGAGUUUGGCUGCUGAAGAGCUGCAGGCCGGCUGUGCGGCAGGCGGUGUUGGGUCACUUCAUUACACGCGUAUAG
Messenger RNA from Eimeria maxima, 4515 nucleotides. RefSeq lists its product as hypothetical. The coding region runs from base 1 to 4515 and encodes 1504 amino acids. The record is from RefSeq and is a predicted model, not a curated record. The transcript is spliced from 10 exons. Lineage: Eukaryota; Apicomplexa; Conoidasida; Eucoccidiorida; Eimeriidae.